CGUUUGGAUUGUGGGAAUGGGAGUUUGGAGAUUAAAAGGUGGGAAUGAGAUUGAUAAUUGAUUGAUGGGAAUACAUGAAAAUAUGCCAAUACCUUGUUUGGAUAGUGGGUAGAAAUAUAUAGAAAAUAAAUAACAAUUUUACAAAAAUACCCUUACUAAGAUUAUUAUAUUAUUCUUUUUAUUAAUGGCAAAAAUGUCAUUUUCCCCCUAUUUCCAUUCCCAUCCAUUUAUUACCUACCCUCCCUAAGUAAUAAAAUAAUAGAAGUGAUAGUUAUUAAAGGGUGGUUAUUUUUUUUAUUUUUUUUUUAUUUUUUUUAAUAGAGAGCUAGAUUUUAAUUGAGUGAUACGGGUAGUUAUGAGUAACAAACUAACAAUGGUGGUUAUUGGUUAUUUUUUUCAAAAAAAAAUAAAAUUAAAAAAUAGGAGGGCUAGAAUUGCAGGGAUGGGAAUUUGGAGUGUUGUGAAUGAAAGUUGGAGAAAAAAACACUCUUUAUUAUGUUGUUUUUUUUAAUAGAGGGCUAGAUUUUAAUUGAGUGAUACGGGUAGUUAUGAGUAACAAACUAACAAUGGUGAUUAUUGGUUAUUUUUUUUCAAAAAAAAAAAAAUUAAAAAAUAGAAGGGCUAGAAUUGCAUGGAUGGGAAUUUGGAAUGCUGUGAAUGAAAGUUGGAUUAUAUAUUAGAUGGUGAGAAUUCACCCAUAAAUAAUCUCAUUCCCAAACCCCUUUUUAUUCCCAUUCUCACCAAACAAAUAAGACUUAUUUUUUCAAUUGGGAUUAAAAUUCCCAAUCCCACCCUCAACUCCCACUUGCCAAACAUGCCCAAAGAAUACUAUUACAAAGAUGAGGUCAUUUCCCAAAAUUACCAAAAUUACCUAUCUCAAUAGCCAAGUCGCCGAGAUGAGGUCAUUUCCCAAAAUUACCAAAUCAGUUUAGGACUGAUAAAGUUAUAAUCAAUCUGCGUUCUGCAACAUAGCUAACAUCUGUCAUCUUUACUUUCAUUCACCUAAUUUUUUUUUUUCUGUUUCUUACACUUCCUCCCUUCUUCUUCUUCUUCUUCUUCUUCUUUUUCUUUCUCCAGCAAUUUUAUUUUUACUCUUUGAUACUUCUUCAAAUUUAGGGCAACACAGAAAAUAAACAACAUAAAAAAAAAAUGUUCAAAUCCAAAUUACAAGAGUAUUGUCAAUCAAAAAAAUGGAAUCUUCCAGAAUACUCGACUACAAGAGAAGGGCUUGAUCAUUGCCCUCAGUUUCAGGCUACUGUAACAGUAAAUGGCUCAACUUUUACUACUCCAAAUCCCUCCAAAUCUUCUAAAGAAGCCCACAAUUUGGUUGCUAACAUUGCUUACCAACAUCUUACUGGUUCUCCUAGUGCAAACAAUGCUUUACAAGUUUCACCAACUUAUGUUGAUGCCCAGCAACCCAAAAUGAAUGAACCUUUGCAAGCUGCUGCUGGUAGUGAUGUAAACUUCUCAAGUCGGGAUGAUAAGAAAUUUAAAGGAGACUUCAAUCUCUUUGGUUGGGAUUCGGAUGGAUAUUUGAGCUACUUCAUGCUGAAUCUAGGCUCAGUACAAAACCUGAAAUAGAUCUAAGGCAUUAUGUUCUUUUCAGCACUAAAGUGGGUAGCAUCCACACUAAAUCUAUAGAUCUUCCUUUGAAUAUGCUAGGAGAGCCACAUUGCGUGAAUUGUGUCAUGGGGUGUCAGCUGACGCUCCAAUUGGUAAAACUGCGAUAGAUUGUUGUCUUGGCUUGAUUUCCAUUUUUAUUUGCUGCCCUGCGAACCACAAAAGGUAUACUGAGUUACUGUCAAAUUGAAAACGUACCAUCCUCUUCUAUCCCUCUGUGUCAUUCUCUUGUUUCCCAAAACCCAAACUUCUGAUAUCCUGUGAUGGAUCCGAAUUUGGGUCAGCCCAUUAAGGUCUAUACUCGAAGGGCCAAGAUGGGUCAAGUUCACAAAACGGGUCAAGUCCACAAGCAAGUCAAAAGCUACGGUAACCCAGGGGAAGCAGAAACAGAAUUAGAGGAACAAGAGGAGCAGUAGCUUUUGGCAAGGAAGUCAAUUCGGGAAAGAGACUAGAUUGAAAAGGAAGAUACACCACUUUAGUAACCAUAGCAAAAAGAUUGUUGUUCCCUAAGCUUUGGAGGUCAACCAUUAUUAGUUUUAGGUUAUGUUUGUGCUUGAGUAUAAAUUGUAAUGUAGAGAGUACUAGCCGUUUAUCCAGAAAUUUGUUGUGAGAAUCCUCAUGAGAGUAGUAGCCUAAAGCUACCCCGAGACUAAUAGCCUAAAGCUAUUACUAUCAUUGUAACCUUUCGAUUUCCAGUAUUAAUCAAAUUACUCAAGCUUACCUUCGAUUAGUAUUAAUUAA
Messenger RNA from Chenopodium quinoa (quinoa), 2361 nucleotides. Its product is annotated as double-stranded RNA-binding protein 1-like. The record is from RefSeq and is a predicted model, not a curated record. The coding region runs from base 1150 to 1581 and encodes 143 amino acids. Lineage: Eukaryota; Viridiplantae; Streptophyta; Magnoliopsida; Caryophyllales; Amaranthaceae. The transcript is spliced from 3 exons.